ACCAUUUAGACUUAGAGUGGAGCACCAGUAAGGCAGUGGAGCCAACCAUUUGCUGGACAAAAAGGUGGCCAGAAAACCAGUGUGGUGGGUUUAUUGAUUUCCACCAAACACUCCACUCCUCCUCCAGUUCUUCCUCAGUCUCAGUGAUCUCCACGCUGACCUGUGGAGUGUGUGGGAUCUGGAGAAAAGCAGCUGAAGUGCUGCUGGAGUGUGUUUAUGCUGAGAACCAGGCAGGACCUCUCAGCUGGACCUUUAGGCUUGACUGAGAGUUUUCCACAAUCUAUGCUUCUCUACAUGUUGGACUAAAAGCGUCUGAGAGGAUCUUCUGGCUAAGAUGAGUGAGGAAGCCAAGGAAAAGGGCACCAGCAAGCAAGCCCACCGCAAGAAGAAGGGCAAAAAGACUGACACCAACGCCAGUUAUCUCCGAGCAGCCCGGGCUGGAAACCUAGAGAAAGCCCUUGAUUACCUGAAGUCUGGAGUCGACAUCAACAUCUGCAACCAGAAUGGCCUGAACGCUCUUCAUCUCGCCUCCAAAGAGGGCCAUGUGGAGGUAGUGGCACAGCUUAUUAAACUGGGGGCCACUGUCGAUGCAGCAACAAAGAAAGGAAACACUGCUCUGCACAUAGCUUCCCUGGCCGGCCAGGCAGAGGUGGUCAAAGAGCUGGUGAACAAUGCGGCCAAUGUCAACGCACAGUCUCAGAAUGGCUUCACACCGCUCUACAUGGCUGCCCAGGAGAAUCACCUGGAUGUGGUACGCUUCCUUCUGGACAACGGCUCCAGCCAGAGCAUCGCCACUGAGGACGGCUUCACCCCACUGGCUGUGGCGCUACAGCAGGGUCAUGACCAGGUGGUCUCUCUGCUCCUGGAGAACGACACUAAAGGGAAAGUGCGGCUCCCUGCGCUUCAUAUUGCUGCCCGCAAAGACGACACCAAGGCCGCUGCGCUUCUCCUGCAGAACGACCACAACGCUGAUGUCGAGUCAAAGAUGAUGGUGAAUAGAACGACAGAGAGCGGCUUCACCCCGCUGCACAUCGCUGCGCACUAUGGCAACAUCAAUGUGGCUACGCUGCUCCUCAACCGUGGAGCUGCUGUGGACUUCAAAGCCAGGAAUGACAUCACACCUCUCCAUGUGGCAUCGAAAAGAGGAAACAGCAACAUGGUCAAGCUGUUGCUUGAGCGAGGAGCGCGGAUCGAUGCCAAAACCAAGGACGGUCUAACACCUCUCCAUUGUGGAGCCAGAAGUGGGCACGAACAGGUCGUGGAGAUGCUGCUGGACCGUGGAGCUCCGAUUCUGUCCAAGACCAAAAACGGUCUGUCUCCGCUGCACAUGGCCACGCAGGGAGACCACCUGAACUGUGUGCAGCUGUUGCUCCAUCACGAUGUGCCUGUGGACGACGUCACCAAUGACUACCUGACUGCUUUGCAUGUGGCUGCCCACUGCGGGCACUACAAGGUGGCCAAGGUCAUUUUAGACAAGAAGGCUAACCCAAAUGCCAAAGCACUGAAUGGUUUUACACCGCUCCACAUCGCCUGCAAGAAGAACAGGAUCAAAGUGAUGGAGUUACUGCUAAAGCACGGAGCGUCCAUACAGGCAGUGACAGAGUCGGGUCUCACGCCGAUUCAUGUGGCUGCCUUCAUGGGACACGAAAACAUUGUGACUCAGUUGAUGAAUCACGGAGCGUCGCCAAACACAACCAACGUUAGGGGAGAGACGGCGCUCCACAUGGCUGCAAGGGCCGGACAGACAGGAGUGGUCAAAUUCCUGGUCCAGAACGGAGCACAUGUCGACGCCAAGUCCAAGGAUGACCAGACCCCGCUGCAUAUCUCCAGUCGUCUAGGAAAGCCUGAUAUCGUUCAGCAGCUGCUGCAGCAUGGAGCAUCUCCCGACUCCACCACCACGUCAGGAUACACACCUCUGCACCUGGCUGCGCGCGAGGGACACAAAGACGUGGCGUCAAUCCUGCUCGAGCAGGGUGCUUCACUGGGCAUCACCACCAAGAAGGGAUUCACUCCACUACAUGUGGCAGCUAAAUAUGGCAAGAUUGAGGUAGCCAACCUCCUGCUGCAGAAGAGAGCCCCUCCAGAUGCAUCUGGAAAGAGCGGACUAACUCCACUGCAUGUAGCUGCACACUAUGAUAACCAGAAAGUGGCACUUCUCCUCCUGGACCAGGGAGCCUCCCCCCAUGCUGCUGCCAAGAAUGGCUACACGCCUCUGCACAUAGCUGCCAAGAAGAAUCAGAUGGAGAUUGCCACCACACUGCUUGAGUACGGAGCAGACACCAAUGGCAUUACCCGGCAGGGUGUCAGUCCUCUUCACCUCGCCGCCCUGGAGGGCAAUAUGGACAUGGUCACCCUCCUUUUGGCCCGCGAUGCCACCAUCAACCUUGGCAACAAGAGUGGGCUGACUCCUCUUCACUUAGUGUCACAGGAGGACAAAGUGAAUGUGGCAGAAGUACUGGUUAACCAUGGCGCCGUAGUAGACCCUGAGACCAAGACGGGGUACACUCCACUGCAUGUUGCCUGUCACUAUGGCAAUGUGAAGAUGGUGCACUUCCUCCUGAAGAACCAGGCUAAAGUCAAUGCUAAAACAAAGAAUGGGUACACGCCCCUGCACCAGGCUGCACAGCAAGGCCACACACACAUCAUUAACCUCCUGCUGCAGCAUGGAGCAUCCCCCAACGAACUCACAGUGAAUGGAAACACGGCUUUGUCCAUUGCCAGGCGGCUGGGUUACAUCUCGGUGGUGGACACUCUCAAGGUUGUGACGGAGGAGACUCUGACCACACUGACGGUAACCGAGAAGCAUAAGAUGAAUGUUCCAGAAACAAUGAACGAAGUUCUGGACAUGUCCGAUGACGAAGUUUGUAGAGCCAAUGUACCCGAAAUGCUCAAUGAGGACUAUAUUUCAGAUGUUGAUGAAGGUGAGGAUGCGAUGACAGGGGACACGGAUAAGUACCUGGGACCUCAGGACCUGCGCGAGUUGGGUGAUGACUCACUGCCUCAGGAGGGUUAUGUGGGCUUCAGCAUUGGAGCCCGUACUGCGAGCCUGCGCUCCUUCAGUUCGGAUAGGUCCAACACACUGAAUCGGAGCUCUUUCACCAGGGACAGCAUGAUGAUCGAGGAGAUCCUGGCGCCCACCAAGGACACGCACCUGGCUGUAGCCAAAGAAUAUGAUACUGACUCUCUGAGGCGCUACAGCUGGGCAGCAGACACCUUGGACAACGUCAACCUGGUUUCAAGCCCCAUCCACUCAGGGUUCUUGGUCAGCUUCAUGGUGGACGCCCGCGGCGGCUCCAUGAGGGGGAGCCGCCACAACGGCAUGCGCAUCAUCAUCCCGCCGCGCAAGUGCACGGCCCCCACGCGCAUCACCUGCCGCUUGGUCAAGAGGCACAAGCUGGCCUCCCCGCCCCCCAUGGUGGAGGGAGAGGGGCUGGCCAGCCGCCUGGUGGAGGUGGGACCCGCCGGAGCUCAGUUCUUGGGCCCAGUGAUAGUGGAGAUCCCUCACUUUGGUUCCAUGAGAGGGAAGGAGCGUGAGCUGAUCAUCCUCAGGAGUGAGAACGGCGAGACGUGGAAGGAGCACCAGUAUGACUGCAGGACUGAAGCCCUCAAUGAGCUACUCAACGGCAUGGACGAAGAACUGGACAGUGUAGUGGAUCUGGAGAAGAAGCGCAUCUGUAGGAUCAUCACUAAAGACUUCCCACAGUACUUUGCGGUGGUGUCACGGAUUAAGCAGGAGAGUAACCAGAUGGGUCCUGAGGGAGGGGUUCUGUCCAGCAUGACCGUUCCUCUAGUCCAGGCCUCUUUCCCUGAGGGAGCACUCACCAAGAAGAUCAGAGUUGGACUUCAGGCCCAGCCAGUCCCAGAUGAGACAGUGAAGAAGAUCCUGGGGAAUAGAGCCACGUUCAGCCCCAUAGUGACAGUGGAGCCACGCAGGAGGAAGUUCCACAAACCCAUCACUAUGACCAUCCCUGUACCCCCCCUUUCAGGGGAGGGUGUGACCAAUGGCUACAAAGGAGAUUCCACACCUUGCUUACGUCUUCUGUGCAGCAUCACAGGUGGCACAUCCCCAGCACAGUGGGAGGACAUUACUGGCACUACUCCUCUCACCUUUGUGAAUGACUGCGUCUCUUUCACUACCAAUGUAUCUGCCAGGUUCUGGCUUGCAGACUGCCAUCAGAUUCCAGAGACUGUAGGUCUGGCCACACAGCUCUACAGGGAGCUCAUCUGUGUGCCCUACAUGGCCAAGUUUGUAGUGUUUGCCAAGAUGAAUGACCCUGUAGAAUCCAAUCUGCGAUGCUUCUGCAUGACGGAUGACAAAGUGGACAAGACCCUAGAGCAGCAGGAGAACUUUGAGGAGGUGGCCAGAAGCAAAGACAUUGAGGUUUUGGAAGGCAAACCAAUCUAUGUGGACUGCUAUGGCAAUUUGACCCCUCUGACCAAAGCUGGACAGCAGCUGGUUCUUAACUUCUACGCAUUUAAAGAAAACAGACUCCCAUUCUGUGUAAAGAUCAGGGACAAUAGCCAAGAACCUUGCGGGCGACUGUCCUUCCUCAGGGAGAUGAAGACCUCAAAGGGGCUUCCCCAAACUGCUGUUUGUAAUCUAAACAUCACCCUGCCAGCGCUCAAAAAGGAUAUGGACUCAGAUGCCGAUGAAGAGACUGAAAAGCCAGAACGACGUCAUACCUUUGCAUCUCUAGCCUUACGUAAGCGCUACAGCUAUCUGACCGAGCCUGGAAUGAAAACAGUUGAACGAAGUACAACAAGAACACUGCCUGCUGGUUACGCUCACAAACCUGUCUUUUCAACAAGAUCUUACCAGGCAUGGUCGACUGCUCCUGUUACCAUCCCUGGGCAAACAAAAUGUGGACUGGGUUCCCUCUCAAGCUCACCUUCCAACACGCCAUCUGCUUCGCCACUAAAGUCAGUCUGGUCAAUAUCCUCAGCUUCUCCACUCAAGUCCACCCUGGGAACCACAAAUGCUUCUCCUGUUAAGUCUGUUAGCGACAUAGCAUCACCCAUUAGAACUUACAGAUCUAUCUCAUCUCCCAUAAAGACUGUUAUUCAGCAAGCCCAGUACCCUGUUCCAGUUUCUACUGGUCUCAUAUCUUCAUCUCUUAAAACCAGUACAGAUCCUUUGUCCAUUAAGGGACUUGUGGCUUCAAUGUCUUCAAGACCUAUUUCUGUGUCAUCGCCUGGAUCCAUACUUGAUAGAACCUUUACCACAGUGACCCCACCUGAAUCUCCAAAAUCAACUGCAAAUUUGUACACAUCUGCCUUGUCAAUCAAAUCAACUUUUACCUCCUCAGCCACUGCAGUAGCAUCCCCCAUUAGAACCAUAUCAAGUCUGUCAACUCUCAAAACUACUGCAGAUGGAGCUCCAAUUUCUAAGGGAACAAUUCUAUCAUCACUCACUUCACCAGCAAAGCAUGCUGUUGUCUCCACUGAAACAGCACUACUUAAUGGAUCUGUUUCACCGCUCAGAUAUCCACCUUCCUCUUCUUCAUCAUCCCGUCUGUUCUCAGGAGGAACUUGCAGUUUGCAGGAGAGGAUACAAGCUACAACACAAACAGCCACCUCUAGUGCAAGCACAGCCUUCAGUGAGGCUGAAAAAACUCUCAAUGCCUGCUCUGCAUCAGGCUAUGACACACUAAAAUCCAUGUCAUCUCCAUUAAGGUCAAAUGUAUCAAAUUCAGUUUAUGCCUCUCUUAGACCAGCUUCCUCCAGCACCCCUGUAUCAUGUACUUCUAUGACUGUCCCAGUGUUCUCCCUAGUGAAUGUUCUCCCUGAGCCUCAAGAAAUGAAAGCACCAGACAAAAUAACAAUUACACCUCAGACAUACGCUCAAACACCAUCCUCUACUCCCAGAUCGAAACCCUCAAAACCCCCACUCUUCAUCCCUUCCGCAGCAUUUAAAGCAGCCACUGCCUCACAGUUGUCAUCCAGUCAAGAAAUUUUGAGAGAUGUGGCAGAUAUGAAAGAAGAUCUGAUUAGAAUGACUGCCAUACUACAAACUGAUUCCCCUCCUGUAACUAAAACCUAUCAGUCUCAGGCUUCCAAAGAAUCAAAAAUGGAUGACGAGGAACCUUUUAGUCUUGUCGAAAAAGUUAAAGAAGAUCUUGUGAAAGUUAGUGAAAUCCUCACCAAAGAUGUUCUGAGUGAAACAAAGGACAAGGCUUCUGAGGAUGAAUGGGAGGAGUUCUCCAAAGAUGAAAUAGAAGAGGCUCAGCAAAGUGUCCUGAGAUCUCUUCCUACAUUUGAACCCACACUCCCAGUUAGACCACAGUCGGUGCAAGACAAAGAUCUCAAUUUAGCCAAGGUUGUUGACUACUUAAUGAACGACAUUGGUGCUAGCUCACUUUCAAAAAUUGCUGGUGUAAAGAGCAAAUAUGAUGAAAUGAAAGAGGGAGAGGAAAAACAGAAACGCACACUGAAACCUGAGCAUAAGCUCAAAAUGCCACCUCCAGGCAUGCGCUCCUCUCCUUCAGAGAAGGACUUAUGCAAAUUAGCUGAUUCCUAUAGUGGUACAGAUGCCAUUUUGGAAUCUCCUGAUGAUUUUUCCCAUGAGCAGGAUAAAAGCCCACUCUCAGACAGUGGUUUUGAAACCAGAAGUGAAAAAACACCCUCAGCUCCUCAAAGUGCAGAGAGCACAGGGCCCAAACCCCUCUUUACAGAUGUACCCAUUCCCCCAGUUAUAACAGAAACCAGAACAGAGGUUGUUCAUGUCAUUAGGAGCUAUGAACACCCUGAGGAGCCUUGUGAGCCCCUAAUGGAAGAAGCAGCAGCCUUGAAGUCACCGGCUUGCAUUGAACCUGAGCCAACAGCUGGCUCUAUCAAGGAUAAAGUAAAGGCUUUCCAGAUGAAAGUUAAUUCUGAAGAAGACUCCCUAGUGAGCAAAAGCAUGCGUCUGAAAGAGGAAACUCACAUAACUACUACAACUAGAAUGGUCUACCACAAACCCCAGCUAAAAGAGGGAGGCUCAGAGAGGAUUGAAGAAACUAUGUCAGUUCGAGACAUAAUGAAAGCUUUCCAGUCAGGCAGAGACCCGUCAAAAGAAUUGGCUGGUUUAUUUGAACACAAGGCUGGUCAGGAUUCAAUAAAGGGGGAUGAAUUAACCCCACGGUUUCUUGAUAAGGACACAAAACCUAAAGUUGAAAGAAUAAUUGAGGUUCACAUAGAAAAGGGCAACACAACAGAUCCAACAGAAGUAAUAAUCAGAGAAACAAAGAAACACCCAGACUAUGUGUGCAAAGGCAGCCGUAGUCUAAGGGAACUCCCUGAUAGGGUCGAGGGUGACUAUGAGGCUCUGCAGGAAGAGGAGGAGCUUGCUGAGGAAGCGCUGCCCUCUUUCUUGGAAACUUCCAGAGUCAAUACACCGGUGUCCCAAGAGGAGGACAGUCGUCCCAGUUCAGCUCAACUUAUUGCUGAUGACUCGUAUAAAGCUUUUAAACUCCUGACCCAGCACUCCAUUGAGUAUCAUGACGAUGAAUUAUCUGAGUUAAGGGGAGAGUCUUACAGAUUUGCUGAGAAAAUGCUCCUUUCUGAAAAAUUUGACAUAUCACAUUCUGAUACUGAGGACUCUGUGACAAACCAGGGACGUGACAUGACCCCUGAGGUGCAUGUAGCAGAAGGGUAUUAUGGAGAAAAGGUAUCUGGCCCCAAGAAAGAACACAUUUUGAGGUCAGCAAGGGACACAUCAGACAAAGCAGGUAAAUUCACUCAUAAAGAUGAUCAGUAUGAUAAACUGACAGUGUUGCACUACACCACAGAGCCUGGUAGCCCCAAACAUGCAGUCUGGAUGCGUUUCACCCAAGAUAGGCAAGAUAGAAAUAGGGAGAAACUUAUAUAUGAAGAUCGUGUUGAUCGCACUGUUAAAGAGGCUGAAGAAAAACUAAGUGAGGUUUCACAGUUUUUCCGAGACAAAACAGAAAAGCUCAAUGAUGAGCUUCAGUCCCCUGAGAAAAAGCCACCCAUCAGAGACUCGAGAGAGACACGGUCAGGUCCAAGCUCAGUGUGCAGCAGUCCUGAGAAAACAAAGCAAAAGAACGAAAUGGGCUCUGAGGAGUGGGGUAAAGGAAGGCAGAAAAUGUUUGGCAGCAUGAAUGAAAGAAAAAGUGCUAGUUUGCCGAGCAGCCCAGAAAGGCGUGUUCAGACACGCUUAGAUGAGGAGAGAUCAAAACAGGAAAAUGCUUUUCAGCAGGCAAAGCAGGGUGAAACUUCUCCUUCAGUUCAAAUGAAAACUUCCAAAGUGAGUUCUGUUCGGCUAAAAUUUGAAGCAGAGGCCCAAAAGCAAGACAGAAGUGUUCCAAUUACGCAGUCUAAACCGCCUGUUAAAAAACUUCAAGAAAGUAAGUUACCUGUAUACCAGCUUUUUGCUGGAUCAAAGACUCCCAAAACUGAUUCUACCGAAGAAGGGAAGCCUCAGAAAAAGGUUGAAGAUAGUGAGAGAAGUAAGGUAGCCUCUGGUCAAGGUUUCUAUAGUAGUACAUUUGGUGUUGCAUCCUCAAAAGAACCAAGUGAGAAAGUAUCAGAAAAACUAGACACCAUUUCAGAUAGCACCUGUAAAAAAAAGAAACAAUCUGAACAAGUUACUGAAUCAGAAGCUGAGACAAACAAAAAGAUUGAUGAGGCCGAUGAGAUCAAAACUAGAGAAAGUGAUAAGAAACAAAUCCAUGACUACUCAAAAGAUAUUAGUAGCAGAGUUGACAUCAAGGGCCAACAUUUGAAAACUGAAUCAACUGUUAAGGAGAUGAAAUCAGCUUUGAUAAUCAAAAAGGAUCAUAUAGACAGUGAUGAAUCACAGAUGAAGGGUCUUAAAAAAAGGACAGAAUCACAAAUUCCUGUGAGAACGAGUGUCCCAGACACUGAUCAAACAAAGAGAUGGAAACAAGACACAGUACUCAAACAAUCAGAAAAGAGCCCAUCACAUAUCCCUACACUAGCUAAACCAAGAGUUCAGGGUCGCUCAGAACUCUCCAGGGAAGAAACUGCAACAAAGAAAUCUCAGGAUUCUUUUGAGGUUAGUACUUUGAGAGAUCCAAGCUCAAGUGACACAGGUCCAGUGGAAAAGGUAUCUGUGGUUACAACUAGAGAAAGUUUUAAAGGACUGAAAACAUUACCAGUUUACGUAAGUGUACAAGUAGGAAAACAAGGUGAGAAAGAUUCUGUAGGCGGACAAAAUGGAUCUGUGAAAAAAAUGGUCAGUUCAGAGAGCCGAACAAUUUAUGCAGUGAAACAGAGGCAGCCGACAUCCCCUCAGGGUAGCCCAGAAGAUGACACACUGGAACAAAUAUCUUUUCUUGAUAGUUCUGGUAAAAGUCCAAUGACACCAGAAACCCCCAGUAGUGAGGAAGUCAGUUACGACCUGACCUCUAGAACCCCUGACUCUUUCAUGGCAUUCAUACCAGGCAUUGCUAGCCCAAUUGCUGAGGUCUCAGAGGAAUCAGAGGAUUCGGAGCAAGGUAAAGCAAGCUCAUUCAAGGAACUUGUCCCGGAAAAAGUUUUUGUUGCUGAGCCAGCCAGUGGGAGUCACGACACUGAGCAGGCAAGUAAAGACAAGCGAGUUGCAUACAUUGAGUUUCCUCCUCCCCCUCCCUUGGAUUCUGAUUCAUCACAACCUGAGAAAAAAGGAUCCUCUCCUUCCUCAGAGGCUGAGACUGAUAUGAUGGAGGUGAACCUCCAGGAGGAACAUGAUAAGCAUCUGCUUGCUGAGCCCAUAAUUAGAGUCCAACCUCCUUCCCCUGUGCCCCCAGGAGCUAAUGACAGUGACUCAAGUGAAGAUGAAUCAGUCUUUCAACCCAUUCCGGUAAAGAAAUAUACUUUCAAGCUUGAUGACCAUGAGCAAGAUGAGAAGGAACCCAAACCCAAAAAGCAUGACAAGAACGGGAACCAUAAAGAACCUGGAAUGAAUGGCAAUGGAAAAAUAGAGGAUUACGACUAUGAACAAAAUGGCAAUGAUCAGUCUAUUACAGACUGCUCGAUAGCAACAACUGCUGAGUUCUCUCAUGACACAGAUGCCACAGAGAUUGAUUCUUUAGAUGGAUAUGACUUUCAAGAUGAGGAUGAUGGACUCAAUGAUGUAAAUGAUAUAAAACCAUUUGGCUUUUCCAGCGACAACAGAAAGGACAUUUGGGCAUCGGAAAGUAUGCUUAGGCCUAGUGACCGUUCUUUCAGCCAAAGUAAACUUGAAGUAAUUGAGGAGGAAUCACCCACCGAGGAGUACAAAAAAGUAAAAACAAAGAGUGAUUCUUCUGUUAAAAAAACAGAAAAUAAAAAAGACGAUGAAAAGGACAAAAAACAGUCAAGGCAAGAGGGAUUGUCAGACACUUACUUUAGCUACAAACUAGAGGAAGAGUUCAACACCCCUUUCAAAACUGUUGCAACGAAAGGCUUGGACUUUGAUCCUUGGCCAAGUAGAGGAGGAGAUGAUGAAGUUGUUGAUGCAAGGAUUAAAGAUGAUGAGCCCAAGCCUUUUGGGCUAGCUGUUGAUGACAAGUCUCAAACGACUACCCCUGACACGACCCCCGCAAGAACUCCAACUGAUGAAAGCACGCCGACUAGCGAACCUAACCCUUUCCCCUUCCACGAAGGGAAGAUGUUUGAGAUGACCCGCAGUGGUGCGAUUGACAUGAGCAAGCGGGAUUUUGUUGAAGAGAGGCUCCAGUUUUUUCAGAUUGGCCCUCACAGUCCUUGUGAGAGGACAGACCUGCGUAUGGCUAUAGUGGCUGAUCAUCUUGGCCUGAGCUGGACUGAGCUGGCCAGGGAAAUGGAUUUCUCGGUUGAUGAGAUAAAUCACAUCCGUGUGGAGAACCCCAACUCACUGACGACUCAGAGUUUCAUGCUGUUAAAGAAAUGGGUUAGCAGAGAUGGUAAAAAUGCCACAACGGAUGCCUUAACUGCAGCGCUGACAAAGAUCAAUCGGAUGGAUAUUGUGACAUUGCUGGAAGGGCCAAUAUUUGACUAUGGUAACAUUUCAGGCACAAGGUGUUUUGCAGAUGAUAACGCAGUUUUCCGGGAUCAGACUGAUGGUUACCACAGCAUCGAUCUGGAGCUGCAGAGUCCCACAGAGUUGAUCUAUGAACCCCCCACCCCUCUCCAAAAGGAUGAUUUCUUUAGUGAAGACGGUAGUGUAGUCUCGCCCAGUAGAGCCCCCAUUAGACCCAGUGAAUUGUCCUUACCCACCACCUCCAUGGACGCAGCUGCGUCCAGCACAGCACCCCCUACUGUUGUAGCUGAGGACACUUCUUUGGGAGGCAGAGAAUCCUGCAGUCGAGAGGGGGGCUCGACUGAAGACGACGCAGAGGUCAGCCGCGAUUCGAUGGCCUUUUCGGAAGCCCAGGACGGCGAGGAAGCAUCCAAAGAUUCAGAAGUGUUCACCCAACCCGCAGUGACUCAACCAGAGGUCUCUGGGCUGCGAGAGAGUGGCUGGUCUGGUUUUGAGGAAGGAGAAGGGGAAAUGACCCAGGAGAAGCUCAAGUCUCUUUUGGACAACAUUAAGUUGGAGGAAAGCUCAGAGGAUGUGGAGAUAACUGAGGAAAGAGUGCAAGAUAUUCUAUCUCAAGUGGAACAGGCAGAAAAAGAGAUGUCUUCAAUUGCAGGGUUGCAAAGCGAAGCUUCCAGCGCUAACAAGGAGACGUCAGCUUCAGGUCAAGGACUGCAAAGGCAGAAAGAGAGCAGCCAAAAGACCACGUCCUCUGUCCAUGAGCUGCAAGCCGAAAAGCAGAAUGGGGAACAUCCUGAGCACCAAGCCCAAGCUGGCUCACUGCCUGAGGCCCAGGAGCCAUCCAUCAAGUUUAAGGGCAAAGUUGAGAAGGACUCUGGGAGAGAAGACAUGAGCAGAGAGGCUGCAGAGGACAGCACAGCUGGGUCGAGCACCAAGGAGGAGGGCACUGCAGAGCCUAAAGCCCAGCAGGGAGCGCAUAGAGACAAUGACUCCAGCUCUGAUGAGGAACAGACAGUCACUACCAGGGUGUAUCGGAGAAGGGUGAUUCUGAAGGUAUCCGGUGGUACUAGUGCCGGGUGUGCUAUGGGCGAUCAGGCUAAAAACAUUCCUGGCGAGUCAGUGACAGAGGAGCAGUUCACAGAUGAAGAUGGCAACAUUGUCACCAGAAAAGUCAUCCGGAAAGUGGUGCGGCGUGUGGCUGGAACGGAGGAGAAGGGCAGGAGGAAGAAAGGCAGGCGCUCCAAGCAGGCCUCUAGGGCUGAGGAAGAAGAGGAGGGGCCCACUAGGGAGCACCCUGAGGUCGCAGAGGAAACCAAGGGAAAGAAGAAAGAAGGGAGACUAAGAGAGAAAAAGGGUCAGUCGUAACAGCCGCGUGUUCAACAUGAUCUGCACUUGUUUCAUAAUUGUUUUCCUGGGAAUGAGAUCACUGGAAACGCAACAGCAGAAGAUCAGUGGAUGGGGGAUUGUGUUCAGCUUUCACAUAAACGCAUGGUUUUCAGGAAGAGGACUUUUUUUGAUUUCGCAUGAGCAUGAAAAAAAAACUCAUUCUUUCUGUCAGUGGCACAGGACACCCAAUCGGUGCCGCGAGACCGCCAUCGGUGUGAUGCUUCUUCUGCGCCGAAUGUGGGAGGAGUGCCACACGCAAAGCAAUGGCACCCAAGCAAUUCCAUGACCAAAGAUGGUAAAAAAAAAAAAAAACAAAAUGAAAAAGAGCAUCGUGGACUGACAGAAACCUAGGGACACUUUUUUUUAAAAUCACCUUCUCCACUCGCCUUACAUUUUUUUCUUCUCGGACCCAUAAUGUCGGGCUGUAUAAUGCUGUUUUUGGAGAUCUUGUACAUAAAUCAAAACUGUAUAAAUUCUAAAGAGAAGUAGCUCACAAAAUUGUGAAUGCACUGGCAACAGAGAUUUGCAAAGUGCGUUUAAAUAAAAUGAAUGAAAUGAAAUGCUGAUACUGAUUUAAACUUUAAGGAAAAGCUUGGGUGUAACUCCACAUGUAUUUGUGUAAUUAUUCACAGAAAAAAAAAUGUUUUUACGAGAACAGGCUUGCUUGGUUUUAACAGCGGACUUUUCUUUUAAACCUACUGCAACUCUCAAUAAUGGUGACGGAAUCUGCGUAGCUGUAGUCCUGUUGAAAGAUUUCCUCAGAGUACUAAUAUUUUGAUGCAUGUGAUUCACUUUAUUUUUGAUUUCUUUUUAAACCACAUAACGAGGACAUUCUGUGUGCUCAUAGCCCUGCCGUUUGUCACUAAUAUUGUUUUCUAAAGACACCACUGCACCGUCAGACUCAAAGGGAGAGUGAAUGGACACGAUUCAUGUACCACUUCAUAAGGAUUCACUGUGUCCCUACACGCAGCUAAAGGUUUCCUAUGCUAUGCAGUCACAGACAGGCCUGAAGCCGGAGAGGUGGAGCGAAUGUAUCAUGUCGACUGGCACGCUGUAAACUUUUAACUGUUCUUAUGUGUAUUGGUUCUAAGAUGUAAAGGUCUUUCUGUAAGCCAAUAAUUUGUAAUCAUUCUAGCAGUGUUUUACUAGGUUUCAAGGCUGCUGUGGUCUCGAGGGGCAUUUUUAUUUGGGUUUUGGUGAAAUAUUUCCUUAUGUUGAGUAUAAUCAAACGAGAUCACCUUCAGGCAUUCAUUGAUCCAUCUGAUAACAAGCGUAUGACAAAACAUACACUGGAUGAUUGAAUUAAUUAUUUAAGCUUAAAAUAAAUUGUGUUCAAACUCUCAAAA
Messenger RNA from Colossoma macropomum (tambaqui), 13671 nucleotides. It is a transcript of the gene ank3b, whose product is annotated as ankyrin 3b. Bases 335 to 12304 code for a protein of 3989 amino acids. Gene Ontology annotation, biological process: regulation of cardiac muscle contraction; signal transduction; protein localization to T-tubule. Gene Ontology annotation, cellular component: T-tubule. Lineage: Eukaryota; Metazoa; Chordata; Actinopteri; Characiformes; Serrasalmidae. The transcript is spliced from 48 exons. The record is from RefSeq and is a predicted model, not a curated record. Gene Ontology annotation, molecular function: protein binding.